Messenger RNA from Ylistrum balloti, 2658 nucleotides. Its product is annotated as fatty-acid amide hydrolase 2-like. The record is from RefSeq and is a predicted model, not a curated record. The transcript has 8 exons. NCBI's taxonomy places the organism in Eukaryota, Metazoa, Mollusca, Bivalvia, Pectinida, Pectinidae. The coding region runs from base 57 to 1628 and encodes 523 amino acids.
AAUCCAUAGAGAAACACUUCAGUAGUAAACGCUCCUUACCAACACCAUCAGGAAGCAUGUCUGUGCUGAAGAUAGCGGAUACCUUGGUUCGAGGACUGCUAACAGUGGUUGGGAUGGUGGUGAAACCCAUUCUUGCUGUUAUAUUCAGUCUGGUAUAUGAUUGGAGGUCACAGAAAGUUCCACCAGUGCAGGAGGAAAUAUGCCUAAAAAGUGCCACAGAACUGGCAAAACUGAUCAGGACAAGAAAGGUGAAAGCUGUUGAUGUGAUGGAGGCCUUCAUCCAUCGUGUAGGAAUAGUUAAUCCACUGGUGAAUGCAGUAACUGCCACUAGAUUUGAGGAGGCCAUUCGAGAAGCAGAGUUUGUUGACACUAUACUGGACAGUGGGCAGUUAGAUGACCGAUAUUCUGAGGAAAAUGCCCCAUUUCUUGGUGUUCCAACAUCCGUUAAGGAAGCUUUUGCUCUCAAAGGUUCUCCCAAUGCCUCUGGGCUAGUGAAGCGUAAAAACAAAAUUGCCACAUUUGAUGCUGAGGUGGUAGCUCGUGUGAAGAAGGCUGGUGCCAUUCCUUACAUUCUUACUAAUGUUAGUGAGCUAUGUAUGUGGUAUGAAUCGGCCAACAACCUCAACGGUCGUACAUGUAAUGCCUACAAUACCUCUAGGAUAGUCGGGGGCAGCUCAGGUGGUGAAGCUUGUAUUAUUUCCACUGCUGCAGCAGUGAUGGGUAUCGGAUCUGAUAUAGGAGGCAGCAUCAGGAUGCCAGCUUUCUUUAAUGGUGUGUUCGGGCACAAGGCAUCUAGAGGUUUGGUACCUAAUGAGGGACAACACCCAAUGGCCACUGGAGAGGAGAGGGAUCUACUGAGCACAGGUCCUAUGUGUCGUUAUGCUGAAGACCUGCUUCCACUACUAAAGGUGUUUGCUGGACCUGAGUCAACACAGAAGGCUAGACUUAAUGACCAGGUAGAUCUACACUCAUUGAAGGUAUACAGUAUGUUGGAUGACGGGGGUAGUCUGCUGGUCAGCCCAGUAGACAAACAACUCAAAGAAGCACAAUGUAAGGUGGAGAAGUACUUAGAAGAAAAGCUGAAAUUGAAGGUGGAAAGAGUAAAUUUACACCGAAUGAAGUAUGGUUUGGAAGUAUGGACGGCAAAAAUGAACACUGGAGGUGGAAAAAAAUUUGCAGAGCUUAUGAGUGAUGAUAAUGGCAAAGUUAACUGUGUGGUUGAGCUCUUUAAGUGGUUAGUUGGUUGUUCCCAACAUACACUGCCUGCCAUAAGUCUGGGGCUUUUUGAGAAAAUCCAAAUACCAGAAACAGACAAGAAAUUCCUGCGAGUCUUUAAGAAACUAGAAUCAGAUGUUACCAAUUUGCUAUCUAAUAAUGGAAUUCUACUUUAUCCUAGCCAUCCCAAGGUUGCCCCAUAUCACAAUGAACCUAUACUGUAUCCUUUUAACUUUGCCUACACUGGUGUGUUCAAUACUCUUGGUCUUCCUGUGACCCAAUGUCCUUUAGGCUUGAGCAAGGAAGGCUUACCUUUAGGUCUACAAGUCGUGACUGGAAUGAAUAAUGACAGGUACACCAUAGCACUUGCGAAGGAGAUAGAGAAAGCCUUUGGUGGGUGGGUGAAACCAUAAUGUUUUAUUACUGGGUAUUGUAUUAUUUAAUGGGAUUAAAGAUAUCUUCUUCCUCUUCUCAAUCACUCUACCAUUUUAUUUUGUGUAAUUUUUUCAGAGUUUUAAUUUGUUUCCAUAAUCAGAUCUUUCUUUCAUACAAAUUUUAUAACAAAUAGGAGACUUGGAAGAUUGUACAAAAAGACACACAAAUGAAUAGCUCCAGUUGAUAAAACGUUAGAGUGAGAUAAGAGCUGAAUAAUGAAGUAAACUGCCUAAAUUUUGAAGUCAAAGGUGACUUAGGAAAAUCAAAAAUAAUGGAAAGAAAAGGCUCAUAAUGCAAUAAAUAAUAAAUUUAGUGAAUGAAAAUGAGAGGUUCCUCUUUAGGCUGCCAUUUCAGUAUUUAUACCUGCUAAACAGGGAGAAAAACGUUGAAAAGAUUACAGUCUUUUAACAUUUUCAUAUAUUUUAUGUGUUUUAUGUAUUGCACAACAAAACUAUGAUGUAUGUUAAUAGUAAUUGUACAAAUAAGGGUAGGGCUUAGUUAUGUAUUUUGGCAUGUUUUAUUUAGGAGUAUCCUAAGCAUAAUAAAGGGACAUGAGAUGAAACUGGAGAAGGGAUCCCACAUGCUUUUUUUUUUUUUUAGUUUUGAAAUCUUUUAAAGUUACGUAUUACUUUAAGUAAAAAGAACAUUUAUUUCAUAACAACCCAGUGUCAAAUCACCAAUUGCGUACUUCAUGUGAACACAUAUUUAAUAACAUAAUAAUUUAAUGAUUGAAUUAAUUGAGACAGUUUAAGUCUAAUAAGGAAUAAUUUUGCAGCUGUAAUUUUAUAGCUGUUCAUUAAUACCUGGGCAAAUAAAGUGUACCUUUAAAAGGAAAGUUUGGAAAAAUAAAAAUCUAAAAAUGAUUUUGUUAGAGUAUAGAAAGGGAAAUGCACUUCAAAACUUAAUUAGUGUGAUAAUGAUGAAUAUUUGUUGAUUGUAACUAAACAUCAUAUGUAAAUGUUGUAUGUUCUGAACUGCUGCAUUUAAUUAUAAGAGUCCAGAUAUAGU